CCAAAUCAUGUUAAUCCUAACAUUCCUCAUUAAUCCUUAUGAACAUCGGCUUUGAGUUAGAAUUUAGCGUCUCCCCCGUCAAAGAAAAAGAAUUCAGUGUCUCCCUCCUACCCAAAAAAUACGUCGCAUCUCCUUCCUCCUCCUCCCGCAACCGCAUCCACAUCCACCUUCUCUUAACACCCUACAAAAGCAGCAUCUUUACUUGUAGUUAUAUCUCUAGUCGCCGGUGCCUCUGCCAACCACCUCUCCUUCUCUGCUGUUGCUAUUCUCGGACGGGCUCCCCUCCUGCCCUCCCUCAGGGACGGGCCUGAAACUGAUGAUAAAAUUACUGUAUGGUUAGUGGUAGUAGCCUUGUAAUGGAAGAACUUACACUAGAGGGCGAGUCUGAAGACGAGGAUGUUGAUUUUAAUCCAUUUCUGAAGGAGAGUCUUUCGGGAGAGGGUUCAUCGAGCUUGAGCUUAGAAGUGGAAGGGUUGGAUACUGAUGUUGUUAAUAGUCAUGUUGGGAAUGUAGUUUCUGCUGAUACUCAUGGGUCACGCAAGGGGAUGGCUGAUGUUGCUCAUGAGGGGGAAAGUAGUGAUUUUUGUAAGAGGGGUUCGGUUUUAGUUUUGGGUCUGGAAAACGAUAAGGUUCCAGAUAAGGAGAAUGAGUUGAAUAGUGGAACUGAUGCUGUUGAGGAUGUUUUAGAGGCCGAGAUGAGAAUGGUUAGCUUUAGGAACAAACCUGUAAUUGAUUUGGAUGAUGAGGAAGCUAUUUGUAAACGGACUAGAGCUCGGUAUUCUCUCGCCAGUUUUACGCUUGAUGAGUUGGAGACAUUUCUACAAGAAACUGACGAUGAAGAAGAUAUUCAAAAUGUUGACGAGGAAGAAGAGUAUAAGAAGUUUCUUGCAGCAGUUUUGAAUGGAGGGAAUGGGGAUCAAGGGAAUAUGGAGGGUAAUGGUGAUGAUGACGACGAAGAUAAUGAUGCAGAUUUUGAGAUUGAAAUUGAAGAAGCGCUUGAGAGUGACAUUGAUGAUUGUGUUUUGACGCCUUAUACGGAUGAGAGGUUUGAAAGAGCUAGUCGGCGUUCUGAGACUAGGCGAAAGGGACAGAAAAAGGCCAAUGCCCAAAAUAAAAAGAAGGUAGCGCAGCAGGGAAAGAUGCCAUUGCGUCCGCUAUUGCCUGUUAUUCCCACUACACCUGUUCCCUGUCUUGGCUCUAGAUAUCAUGCAUUUGAGACUAAUUCGCAGUUCCCCCAGCGUGAUCAAGGUUUUUUAGUGAAUGGAUUCCAGCCUCAUCAGAUAGGUCAACUGCAUUACUUAAUAUAUGAACAUGUACAGCUCCUUGUCCAAGUAUAUUCACUUUCUGUCCUUGAACCGUCCCGGCAGCAUAUUGCAUCUCAAACUAAGGGCCUACUGGCGGAACUGCUUCACAAACGUGAUCUAGUACUAGCCUGGAGAAAUGGACCUUACUCCACUUCUUGUUUUCUUCCCUCGUGCACUUUCCCGUCUGUUUCGGUUGAAAAUAAAGAGGACUCUGGUGUAUCACCUAAUGAUGGUCAGGACUGUCGAUGGUAUCCGGUUGUAGGUGGUUCUGUGCUAUCAGUUUUGGAUGUUGCACCAUUGAAGUUAGUUGGAAGAUAUAUUGAUGAUGUUUCUAAUGCUGUACGAGAGCAUCAAAGGCGCUGUUUGGAAACUACUAAUAUAUAUUUAGAAAAACAGCCUCUUUUCCCCCUUCCUAUUCGUUCUUCGCCUGAAGUGGAUCAUAAUAUUUCUAAAGGAGUCGAUCGAUCAUUAAAUACCAAUGAUUUAUCACCAAAUAAGAAUGUGGCUAAAAAGACAUUGGCUGCUACCCUUGUUGAAAGUACCAAGAAACAAUCCGUCGCUUUGGUCCCCCAACAAAUUACAAAACUGGCACACCCCUUUUAUUCGUUGUUUAAUCCAGCAUUAUUUCCUCACAAGCCACCUACCUCUGCUGUUGCUAAUCGGGUGCUUUUCACGGAUGCUGAAGAUGUGUUGCUUGCAUCGGGAAUAAUGGAAUAUAAUAAUGAUUGGAAAUCUAUUCAACAGCGUUUUUUGCCUUGCAAAUCAGAGCAUCAGAUUUUUGUAAGAGCAAAAAACCGCUGUUCCGCUAAGGCACCUGAUAAUCCAAUAAAGAAUGUAAGAAAGAUGAAAACAUCUCCACUCACAGAUGAGGAGAAAGCUCGUAUUCAGGAGGGACUAAAAGCAUUCAAACUUGACUGGAUAUCAGUUUGGAGAACUAUGGUUCCCUAUAGGGAUCCAAAUCUGCUCCCUCGGCAGUGGCGCAUUGCUAUUGGAACCCAGAAAUCAUACAAAGCUGAUUCAGCUAAGAAAGAGAAACAUAGAGUAUAUGAGUCAAACAGGAGAAGAAGCAAAGCUGCAGCUGUGGAUUACUUUCAGACUGGAUUUGAAAAGGAGAAUGAAAGUGGGGAGGACUGCAUAGAAAAUGAAGCAUAUGUUCAUGAAGCUUUUUUGGCCGACUGGAGACCCACUCCCACUGUAGUGGUUCCUUCCAAAAUAUCAGCUUCAAGCCUUAAGUCUGGAUGUCUUGUCGGAGAUGUACCAUUUGCUGGGUCCUAUAAUGUCCAGAACGGGAUAGAUAAUCAACGGAACGAAGCAUCUCAAUCUGGCAAAGUUCAUGCCAACAAGGUCUCAGCUGCUUCAGAAGAUUCCCAUCUACAUUGCAAAUCUGUGCAUCCUCACAUGACUUCUAGCUUUCCUCCGCCUAUACCAAUUUCAGAAACGUUUGAUCAAUCAGUGUUUCGGUCCCAGAGGGCUGGAAAGCCUAGCAUUUCCAAUUUAGUAAAAUUAGCACCAGAGUUGCCCCAUGUGAAACUUCCUCCAGCAGUCCGUGUUAUAUCUCAGGCUUCGCUCAGAAGUUCCCAGCUUGGAAGCUCAGGUGAGGUUGGUGCUGUUGAUGCUGGGGUUGAUAAGGCAUUUCGUGAUCCUAAUGCUUUUAACUGCUCUGCAGAUUUAGUAAAACAUAUGCAAGACAAAUCUAUGAUAUCAAAUCCCAGUUCUGUAAGCGUGACUUCACAGAAGGAUGAACUCUUGAAGAAUGGAUGUCUUACUAAAGAAAGAGGCGCAAACUUGGAUCCUCAAAUGCACCCUUUACUGUUUCGAACCAUUGAAGAGGGGCAUUUACCAUGCUACCCUGUUAACAGUCCUAUGAGGAUUCCUACUUUUAGUUUCUUUCCACCUACUCUACUUCAAAAUCCUUGCACUUCUGUUCCCGAUGCUGGCUUAAAAUCUUCGAGCCCAAAAGAAACUGCCCCACCAUCUUCCAGUCUAGAUUUUCACCCCCUGUUACAAAGAGCAAAGGAAUUCCGUUCCAACUCCUUAGAUACUGGUUUGGAUGCCUCUGUACUGAAUACUGAUCUGGAACUCUCUAGGGAUCAAUUCGUGGAAGAUAUUGUUUAUGAUGCUGGUGCAACUGCAGCUCAAAUGGCUGCUGCUGCUAGACCAAUCAGUCCCAGUGAUUUGGACUUGAAUAUCCACCUGAGCUCUGCAUCUAAAAGGAGAAAAGUUUCAAGUCAAGAAGGGGCUGAAAUAAAUCCAUCAAGUCCAUCAGUUAGUGGAUCAAGAGUUUUUGAGAGUGUGAAAGAGAGAGGUGGCAUGUGCAGUGAAUUUUCUCAAUAUGCUGAGCUUCAGCCUGCAGAUCUUGUUGCUAAGAGGCAUACGGAUAUACCUAAUCCUGAAAAGUCUGUUGCAGUGUUGCAUAAGCUUGAUAGUAAUGACGGCUUAAAUAUUGAUGAUGAUGUUGGUAUUCAUCCUCUUUUAGAAGUAAUAAUGGAACAGGAAGAAUUGAGUGAUUCUGAUGAAGAAUGGGAGGAUGUAGAGUUCGAGUAUGAAGAAAUGGCGGAUUCUGAUGGAGAAAAGGAAUCAGACGCUGUAGAAGUUGUCGACGGCUUUCAUAAGGAGCAGGUAGAUGCUGCAUUGGGCACAGUUACAGCUACCCACGCUCAGCUUUUGAAAUCACUUGCGUCUGGAGCUUCUGAACAGACUCAGACUCAGACUCAGACUCAGAGAAAAGGAAGAACUCCUAGGUUGGGUCUGGAAGGGCCAGGGAAAGCGAAAGGCCACACGAAGGGUUCCUGGUUAAGUUUGAAUUCUCAUCAUAAACCACAUUUAAGAAUCAAGAGGACAAAAAGUCCCUGCAAACAAGGUAAGGAAAUUUCAAGCUCAAAAGAUGUGUCUUGUUCAACUGAACCGAAAACUGAAAUUUCUCAGAAAGAACCCUUCUCCUUCUCCUCUCCAUCAAGGAGGACUAGAAAGCAUGCCUCUAAAAGCUCAUCAUCCCCUUUGGAAGUAAACUCCAGUUGUGUAAAGGAGGGGAAAGUUUAAUAUUCAGCAACAGGAACUGUUGCUUAUGUUGGUUGUAUCAUGAAAACAGUUGCUGACCAACUCAGAUUCCGGACAAGCUGGAACCGAAAGGCCUAUGACACACGGCUGGCCGGAGUCGCUCAGAACGAGAUGCACAAGUCUGUGGAGUUCUGGUAUUCCCUCCUCAUAUAUAGUGAAGUGGUUUUUGAUCGCCGUUUAAACUUCAUGUUUACUUGUACAUCCCUAGCCAGCCCUUCUUCGAGGAAGGGCGAAUUGUACAUAAUGUAUAUUUAUAUGUUAUAUCAUUCUUUUAUGAUGUUUUGCAUUC
Molecule: messenger RNA, 4650 nt
Organism: Spinacia oleracea (spinach)
Lineage: Eukaryota; Viridiplantae; Streptophyta; Magnoliopsida; Caryophyllales; Amaranthaceae
Exons: 10
Coding region: 333-4343 (1336 amino acids)
Biological process (GO): regulation of DNA-templated transcription
Cellular component (GO): nucleus
Molecular function (GO): transcription coregulator activity
Source: RefSeq, a predicted model, not a curated record